UGGCAGAGGCACUGCAGGUUGCCAUGAAUGCGAUGGUCGCUGACGUCAUGAAUAUACUCUCCCUGCCAACGAGUUCGCCCAUGGAUAUGGAAGCUUUUCUGAAGGAUUCUGGUUUACCCGGUUACGAUGUUGCCUUCAACACACCAGAUUUAGGACUCCUGGACGACAAGAGACGUGCAGACAGUCAGGAAGGUUCUACGGACUACUCCAGCCUUGUGUCUGUGCUCAUGAUCCGCCUGCUGUCAAAACUACAAAAUGAGGAUUCACUCUCUGACGAUAUGCUGGAUCAAUGCAGAGAACUUAUCAACAAGGUGCUCUCUGAGCUCACAGCAGCACUUGGUGUCUCCAAAACUGACUUUUGCCCUGCUGGUGUGAACAUUUGCAAAGUAUUCAAAGUUAUCUACAAUAACCUCCUGAGUGAAUAUGGAUCAAAGAACAGUGUCCUGUUGGCCUUGGAGAUAAAGGACCCCUCAGUAGAGAAGAUUGUUGUGAGAUCUUUGAUCAGCGAGAUUACGACUGAUGUGACAAAUGAUAAUGACGCUACACCUAAGAAAGACAAGAGAGGGAGUGGAUGCUUUCAGUUCCUUCCAAAUAUGAAGAAGAUCAAGUCUUGCCUGAAGAGAAACAAGUCAGGCAGCCAAAGAAAGGCCAACACAGAUGGAGCCACAGCAAUCAGCAUCACUGACAAUAUUGCCGUUUCCCCAGAGUCCUUUGCCUGUUCGGUCUCAUUGGAUGAGGAGCCAUGCAUCCCCAUUGGCUCACCUGAGAAGAGACGCUCUCUCUUCACCCGCAUCAGAUCUUUCUUUAAGAGGAGGUCUUCUGCGGUCUCGCCAGUGUAGCUCAAGUAACAACUUGAAUGGCCUCAGCUGUGGCGCAACUGGCUGGGGCACCUGCACUGAACGCCGGUGACCUGGGUUCGAUUCCCGCCCUGCGGUCCUUUCCGGAUAUCACCCCUGCUCUCUCUCCCAUUCACUUCCUGUCACCCUUCACUUCAAAAGGCCCCAAAAUCUUUCAUCUAAAUUUAACUUUUUGAACCUCUGUUAUUUUUUGCUCCUGUGCGUCCCCAUUGGCUCACCUGAGAAGAGAUGUUCUCUCUUCACCCGCAUCAGAUCUUUCUUUAAGAGGAGGUCAUCUGCGGUCUAGCCAGUGCAGCACAAGUAGCAACUUGUGUAACCAACCAAACGGAAAAACUUGAAUCUAAAUUUAUUCUUUUACUUUUUGAACCUCUGUUAUUUUUUGCUCCUGUGCGGCCCCAUUGGAUGAGGAGCCAUGCUCCACCUCUGGCUCUCCUGAGAGGAGACGCUCUCUCUUCACCCGCAUCUUUAAGAGGAGGUCCUCUGCGGUCUCGCCAGUGCAGCUGAAGUAGCAACUUGAACCAACCAAAUGGAAAAACUUGAAUUUAAAUGUAUUCUUUUACUUACUUUGAUAGUAGAUAUUGACAGGAAGUGAAUGGAAGGGAGAGCAGGGGUAGGAACCAG
Sardina pilchardus (European sardine) is the source of this 1478-nucleotide messenger RNA. RefSeq lists its product as uncharacterized. The record is from RefSeq and is a predicted model, not a curated record. The transcript has 3 exons. The coding region runs from base 24 to 839 and encodes 271 amino acids. Lineage: Eukaryota; Metazoa; Chordata; Actinopteri; Clupeiformes; Clupeidae.